AACAUCGUAGCUUCCGAUAGGAGAAUUUCCAUAUAAACUGCGACGGGCGCGCUUCCUCCCCCAAUGAUGGCCUAAUCUAGAUGCUUGUUCCCACAACGUCGGGCGCCGCUAGGGGUGCAAGCUCUCUUCCUCCUCCGUUGCUCUGUCGCCGGGUGAGGCAUCCUCAAUCACUGCACAACCUAUCGAUACACCUCGUAUAUACGCGCGGUUCUUGUUUGUCAUUUUGAACAGAAAACAAUAUUUCUAAUUCCGGGCCCUUCCGUUGGGGGAACUGGCCUUUCGAUCGCGCCUGAAAAAAAAAAAACGAGGAGACCUAAUCCUGCCCUUUCCGCUUGCAGGAAGGACCAGGCCGGGCCUGAGUCAGAUCGUCUUGCGAGGGAACGCUUGCAAGUGCCAGUUUCUUGCUCGGUGAUCCCUCCUAAACGUGUCAAUCACAGUCCAUCCCUUAGCCGAAUAUUUGGUCCUAGAGCGGACACGGCGGCAGGCACACCUGGAUUACCUACCCAACCCAGGUGCGGUGACGUCUUGUUCUGGGCCCUGUUCCUGAGCUCUCCGGGCCCAGAUUGGACCGCCAAUCAAACCCCCGAGAGCGCGAGACCCGUUUCCAGGUUCUUCUUACCCACACCGCGCGUUUGUUCUCGGACAAGACGCCGAAGUCACCUACCUAUCUGCCUACCUAGGUAGCUAGCUCCGUUACCAACCUUUAUUCCAAUACACACCAGCAGAGUAUCUGGCCCUUACACAGGCCUUAGCUACACAUCCAACUGGCUGGCCCUCCCGGCGGCCGGGGCCCCGCGUGCUAGACCAUGGCCUGGGACCAUCUCUCCAUCACCAAGCCGCACUUGGUCUACAUCAUCCUCGGGGGCUUCACCUCCCUGUUCAUGCUAUGCUCGAGCGUCAUCAAGGAGCGCAUGUACAUUGGCGAGGCCACCGUGGCCACGCUCUGCGGUGUCAUCUUCGGGCCCUAUGCCGCCAACCUCAUCAACCCGGAAUCAUGGGGCAGCGUCGACAUUGUCACCAUCGAGUUCUCCCGCCUCGUCCUGGUCGUGCAGUGCUUCGCCGUAGGCGUCGAACUGCCCAAGUACUAUAUGGAGAAGCACUGGAAAUCCGUCACCUUCCUGCUGGUGCCCGUCAUGACCUUUGGUUGGCUGAUCACUAGUCUGUUUGUCUGGUGGAUGGUCGAGCCCCUGAACUUCCUCGAGAGUCUCGUCGUGGCCGCAUGCGUCACCGCCACGGACCCCGUCCUCGCCUCGUCCGUCGUCGGCAAGGGCAAGUUUGCCAAGAGGGUUCCCAAGCAUCUCCGUGACCUGCUCUCGGCCGAGUCGGGUUGCAACGACGGCAUGGCCUUCCCUUUCAUCUACCUCUCCCUGUAUCUCAUCCACGACAAGCAGAGCGCCAGGGACGUCUCGUUCCACUGGAUCGUCUACACCAUCCUCUACGAGUGCGUCUUCGGUGCCGUCUACGGCUUCAUCAUCGGCUACCUCGCCCGCCACGGCAUCAAGUACGCCGAGGAGCACGAUCUGAUUGACAGGGAGAGCUUCUUGGUCUUCUACUUUGUGCUCGCCCUGUUCUGUGCCGGUUCAGGGAGCAUUCUCGGCGUGGACGACCUCCUCGUCGGAUUCGCCGCCGGUGUCGGCUUCUCAAAUGACGGCUGGUUCACCCAGAAGACGGAGGAGUCCCACGUCUCCAACGUCAUCGACCUGCUGCUCAACCUGGCCUACUUCGUCUACUUUGGCACCAUCAUCCCGUGGAAGUCCUUCAACGACGCUGCCAUGGGCCUGCAAGCCUGGCGCCUGUCCGUCCUGGCCAUAUUCGUCAUCCUCUUUCGCCGCAUUCCCAUCAUGAUGGCUCUGAAGCCGGUCAUUCCCGAUAUAAAGACCUGGCGCGAGGCCCUCUUCGCCGGCCACUUCGGUCCCAUCGGCGUCGGCGCCAUCUUCGUUGCCAUGCUGGCCCGGGGCGAACUCGAGUCCGAGGACCCGGUCCCUCUCUCGGAGCUGCCGAAACCCGGAACCGAAAACUAUACGCUGCUCUCGCUUGUCUGGCCCAUUGUUGCGUUCAUCGUCGUCUCCUCCAUUAUCGUCCACGGCUCGUCGAUCGCCGUGUUCACGCUGGGGAAGCGCAUCAACACCCUCACCAUCACCAUGUCGUACACGCAAGCCAACGAAGACGGCCCGCACUGGAUGAACCGACUGCCUCGCAUAUCUUCACAGUCGCGGUCGCAGGCGCGCACCAUGUCGGAUACUGAUGCCGAAGAACUCAAGCUGCCCGAGUUCCCACCUGGGACGCUGCCGCCUGUCGGCUUCCCCGGGAACUUCUUGCGUCGCGUCAAGGAAGACGACACCAGCAGACACGGGAGCAGGUCUUCCUCGCUGGCACCACGCCGGCGGAAGAAGAAGUGGGACGACGGCAUCGGACCCGGCGGUCCCAUUAGCCAGUCGGCCAUCUACCCCCAACGUCGCGGCCAAGGCGAGGAGCCCUCACCCGGUCCCCCGCGCGGUAGCACCGACCAGUCCCGGGCGGAUGAUGUCCCCCAGUUACCGACCGAUGUGGAGUCCCCCGUCGUUCUAGAAGAGAAGGAUUCCGAUCGAUUAUCUCUGGCCGAGGCUUCCGAGAAGCCAGCCGGCGAGGACCGCCCUGCGAGCUCGGAAGAACGCAGAGAUGCCGUUGAGGUCUACGAAGAGGGUGGCAACAUUGUGGUUGAGAACCGUGCUGGCGAUAUGCUCGCGGUCGAACCCAUGCACGGCGAGGAAAACACCGCUGAUCGAGCCAAGAGCUUGGCAACCGAGCUCAAGGCGGAAACAGAGACCUCGGGCUGGACUUAUGAGGGUUUGAAGAAGAGAAUCGUAGCCUGGCGCGAGGCUGAGCUUGCGAAGAGGAAAGGCAAGGGCAAGACGGUUACUAAGAGCGAACCGGCCCGGGCGUUCCAAUUCGGUAACACGAUUAUUGUGGAAAAUGAAGAUGGUGAAGUCAUCAAAAAGUACGACCUCCCCACGCAGAAGCCGCAGGCCGACCUAGUGAGUCAAGGCCUGAAACACAUGGGCAUGGGCGUCUUCGCGAAGGCCAUAGAAAAGCCCAGCGAAGGCGCGGCAGGGGCAGGCGAGUCCUCCACGGGGGGAGAGCCCUCUGCGACGCAGAAACAACGCAAAAAGAGCGUGGUUGCGGGGCAGGAAGAGGAUGACGACAGGCACAUCCGGUUCACCAUUGGCGGCAUCGGCCGGCGCAUGACCAAGGAGGACUUCAUUGAGCAGAUGCAGAAGCUGGACAGAUCCACCAGGCGCGAGGUUGUGGACAAGUCGGACGCGUCGCGGGGACUCAAGACACUCGCCAAACAGGACGCGCCGGCGCGACCGACCCCGCAAAUCACGGUCUCCCCAGCCCAGCAGUCAAGCGCCAGCCGGAAGGACUACGCACCCGCCGGUGCCACCAAAUCUACCCAACAGCCGCCAGGAGAGGAUGAACGUAGGCAGCGCGAGUCGAGGUCGUCUUCUCGGGGGAAACAGGAAUCGCCAUCCGACACGUCAGACAAUGGGGCAGCCGAAACCGAGGUAGAGCGCAGGAGGCGAUUGGCAGCGCUGAAGGGCGUCGAUGCUGAAGACGGCAGUGAUGACGAGGACGACGUUGCCGAUCGCCGCGGCCGCAGCAUCAACAAGACACGCAGGGAGCAUGACGAGGAUGAUGUCGAGACGGCCGCGGAACGACGCCGUAGAGAGGCAGCGCUGGGGAUGGCGCCGCACGCGGACAACGGGGAGGACAGCGACGAUGAUGACACGCCGCGAGUGCCACCAUCUAAAAGGUCGAUUCGGUUUGCAGAUGCCCUGGAGAGGGCGAGGCGAGAAUGAGAAGUGUUCUUGGCCCGCGGGUCCUG
This is a messenger RNA of Thermothelomyces thermophilus ATCC 42464, 3865 nucleotides long. RefSeq lists its product as uncharacterized. Gene Ontology annotation, cellular component: plasma membrane. NCBI's taxonomy places the organism in Eukaryota, Fungi, Ascomycota, Sordariomycetes, Sordariales, Chaetomiaceae. Gene Ontology annotation, molecular function: sodium:proton antiporter activity. The coding region runs from base 807 to 3839 and encodes 1010 amino acids. Gene Ontology annotation, biological process: intracellular potassium ion homeostasis; proton export across plasma membrane; regulation of membrane potential. The transcript is spliced from 2 exons. The record is from RefSeq and is a predicted model, not a curated record.